Messenger RNA from Cladophialophora immunda, 1903 nucleotides. RefSeq lists its product as uncharacterized. The coding region runs from base 158 to 1633 and encodes 491 amino acids. The record is from RefSeq and is a predicted model, not a curated record. The transcript has a single exon. NCBI's taxonomy places the organism in Eukaryota, Fungi, Ascomycota, Eurotiomycetes, Chaetothyriales, Herpotrichiellaceae.
CAACUUCCAAAGCUGGCGAGCUCCAAACAACGCAGCUGUCCACCUCACCUGUGCUGCUUGUGCGUAAAAUCUUUCAUCGCUCUUCCUAAUAAGGCUUUUAUUAUCCUUCUCCUCUCAAUAAUCUGGGGCUACAGACUUGAAGUUGCAGACGCUCGUCAUGGCGAACGAAGGCCCUCCUCCCUCCAGGUAUCCUCCGUCAAUGGGCCCCGGUGCGAAACCUGUCAACAAGCCUGGAGAACCAGAAUCAAAAUCCAAGCUGCUUGAAGUCAUGCAAGCAAGGUCCAAAUACCAGGUCUCUGUCGAGCCGGAUACCCUGUCUCUGAGCUACGAGCUCAACAACUCACCGCGCCUCUACCGACUCUCGUUUGAUAAUAUGCCUCUGCAUGGUCUUUCAAGAUGGUGGAUAUACGGCGGAUCUAUAAGGUCGCGAAGGGCUGGCGUCUUAGCUAUUGAUCUCAUACGUGGCUCCGAGAACGUGGUGCAAAGACCGGUCACCCAACAAGAGGCGGAGGCUCUAGCGUAUUGGACUUCGCGAAGACUCCUCUAUGGUUCUCUAGCCACCUUUGCUACCUCUGCGUUUGGAUUCUACCUGGCUCACAGGGGCCGCGCCAAGAUGAAGUUUCCUUUCGUCUCAGCAAAGCCUUUGGAGCGAUACAACAAAUUCCCCCUUCAGCAGAUGCCUCUCAUAACUGGUCAGCUGGCUCAAACGGCCUGGCAGGUAACGAGGUAUGUCAUCUGGAUGGAGCUGUGUUUCCUGGUCGGUACGCCUGUCGUUGGUGCUCUGGGUAGUUUCAGCGCGGCGACAGGGAUGGCUACCGAUCCACGAACUCAAGGGCUCAUUCAAGCGAUGCGAGAAAGGGGCCGCGGCGACAUGAACCGGACACUUUCAAACAUACCAGCAGAAUGGCCCCAACAGCCUCAAGGUCAAGAUGGCAGCCGAGAUGCACCACCCGACUCCCAGUCAUAUUACAAAGACGCCGAAGGCGGCUCCUACCCAGACGGCUCCGCCGUCGACCGCAACCAUGAUGGUGAUGGCUUUUACCAAAGCGGAGCGAGCGACACCAGCAUUUUGGAUGAUUCCAGAAUAAGAGACCGCGAAAUAAAACAACAACAAGAAUACCCAACACGCCAGCCAUCAAGGGAGACCACGUCCUCCACCUCCUCGGCAGACACUGACCCCUUUUUCUUCGACGACGCAUCCCCAACAACCGGGAACGACCCGGACAUGGCGACGCCCUCAGCUUACAAGCGGUCUCCAGGCGGAAGUGCCUGGGAGCGCAUUCGAAGAGGCAAUGCUCCUCCAUCGGCCGAUUCGUCUACGGCAACUUCUGACAUGGAGUUCCGCCGUCAGCGACUCGAGACCGAACGAGCCCGAGAAGCUCGUGCGAAUCAGAUGGCGGAACGAGACCCAGAGAGCAAUCAAGGCAUCUCAUACACCAAUGAGACGGGGCUCGGUAGAGAUGGACGUGCUAGAGAACAGGCGCAACGCGAGUUUGAUGAGAUGUUGGAAAGAGAAAGGAGACAGGGCGGCAGCGAGGACUACGACAGGGGAAUGGCAGCUGUAGAGUCGGGAGAUGAGAGAAGAGCAGGGGAAGGGAUGGGUGCAUGGGAGAGAAGACGGAGGGGGGAUUGAAUUCGUCUGCUACAGGAAGGAAAUAUACUCAAAAAGGAGGAACGCUGAACUGGCAUUCCGGUACGUGUGCCGUUCGAGUUUAUGUGUGCUUGUACAGAGUACUUUGUACCAUAUCAUCCGGAUCGAGGAAAUGUGUUGGUUGGGGACACAAUCACCUCUCUUCUCGCCAGGGCAAUGCCUAUCUAUACCAGGGGAAUCCAGCCCGAAGCUACAAAAUCCUGACUAUUAGUGAGGUACUUUCGUAAGAAAGCCUUCAAAAGUCAAACGCCC